CGCCGUGGUGUCUCAAGUUUGAAAGUGGUGGUGCUGGGUACUCUUUAACUACUCCAGGGUUUGUGAAAGUCGUUUUUGGUUUGCAUUUAUUCUACCCACCUCUGUUACUCAUUCUAGGUGGAUAGAAUGCCUGAUGAGCAUCAAUUAACUGCUGGUGAUGAAAUUAGGGGGGUGCCCAGUCCUCCUAUACUGCGCCUCGUUCCGAAGGAGAAGGACCAGGACGAACUGCGCAGAUUUUCUUUUGCAAGUCAUUUACUAGCAGAUGAAGACAAUGUUAAAAGUGGAGUCGUGUACAGCAUCUUGAAAAGCGCAUGGAGACCCAAGGGAGGACUGGAGGUUCAUGAGCAGUCCAAGAACACCUUUAUCUUUCUCCUCUCUGAUGAAAUAGAGAAGGAUCGCAUCUUCCAGGAGUCUCCAUGGUUUGUGAAGGGGUCCCACAUCAUCCUUAAGGAAUGGCCUGAUUCACAGAGAUUUGAUGAAAUUGCCUUCUCCCACUCGGCCUUUUGGGUACAAGUUCAUGGAUUACCAAAAGGCUGUAUGACCCUAGAAAAUAUUCAACUCAUUGGCUCCCUCUUCCCCCGGUUAAUCUCUUGGGACAAAUCUACUUUGGGGGGCUUAGAGAGCUUCCUGCGCCUAAGAGUUGAAAUAGAUGUUCAUCUCCCACUAUUAUCAGGUUUUCAAUUUCGCAUGCAAGGGGAUGAAAUCUGCUCAGCGGUAUUUAAAUAUGAAAAAUUGGUUGAUUUCUGUUAUAGAUGUGGCAUGCUUGGCCAUACUCAAAAAACCUGCACUGAUUUUAGAUGGAAAGAUGAAGACGGAAACUAUCUCACACAACCAAGACCCCAAUAUGGCCCACAUAUGAGGGUUCAAGCUUAUUCUCCGAGGAAGCAUUUCGGUUCCAUUCGCGAAACAAAGCAGAAUCCGCAGUUAAGCAUGGAAUCACCGGCACACUUGGCUCCACUUCGGCGAGAUGCAAAACAGCCGGUAACAAACACACCAGUCAAUACAGAGCCACAGUUGAUCCAUGACGUGGAAGGCACACCAACAUUGGGUGGGGUACCAGCUGAUGACGAACGCGUGAACCAGCUUUCCUCAGACUCGCCGCCCAAAGCUUUUAUUGCUUGUAAUCCUUCCUGCAGUGACAUAAUUACUCAUCCAGCUGGAGGCUCACAAUCCUCACUGCCAUCCACUCCCACCCCCGAGCAUAUAACUCCUCCAUUAAAUGCGAUGGUGACCGAAGACGAUGCAUUCUUAUCUGUUCAGACUCUUGAAUGUUCAAGUACAUCGGACGAAUUCACUGGACGUCAGCAAACCUCCUUCCCCAUCCAAAUUGGCCCAGAGCAGUCUACUAUGGAUGUUGAAGUGGGCUUCAUUCUAUCCGAACAGGUAAAGGCCCAUUUAUCACUGGGAAGGUCGAUGAAUAUCGGGCAAAAACGUAAAACUGAGAUGGGGCCUUUAGAGCAUAUAUUUAAACGGGCCCGUAUUAGAGAUGCUGAAGCUUCUGAAUUCCUAUGCUCCCCUGCCCAAUUACAAGCAGCUCUCGCACUAGAUAGAUCUGAAUUCCACAAACAGGAUCAGCAAGGCUUUUUCACAAAUGUAAAUGAGACUAUCACCGUGAAGAAAGUUCGAAGAAGAAUCCGGCAGCAAGCCCUCACUCAUCAUGUGCGAUUUAAGCCAGAUGCUAGAUUCUCCCUUCUCCAAGAUUUUCAUCCAACACAGAUCCCCUUCAAUGAUCCCCCAGUUAUUCCAGAACUCCCUCUAGUCAAUACAACUCCAGCCACGCUUACCAACAUGAACAUCCUUUCGUGGAAUUGUCAGGGCCUUGGGCAAGCCUUGACAAGAAGAGUGCUGAAAGACCUUAUCUUUAAACACCGCCCUUGCUUAGUUUUUCUGAUGGAGACUAAACAAACCAUGAGGUAUCUGGAGGGAUUAAGAAGGAGACUCUCAUUUGCAAACAGAGUGUAUGUUAAUCCGCAAGGCUAUUCAGGGGGUCUAGCUUUGUGGUGGACAGACGAUGUUCAUAUUUCCAUAUUUUCAGCGGACAAAAAUUUGUUCGACGGAAGCGUGUCUGAUGUGGAUUAUAAUAUCACUUGGCAUUUUUCAUUUAUAUAUGGGGAACCUAACAUCCAAAUGCGAAGAGAUAUGUGGAGAAGGGUGAUUGCCUUGAAGCGGGAUGCCGUGAUUCCUUGGUUGUUAAUGGGGGAUCUCAAUUUGGUUGGAGACAGCUAUGACAAAAAAGGGAAACGCCCACCGCUAGUCACGGAUAGAAGGCUACUGGAGGAAUUGACUACCUCUUGUUGUCUCAGGGAACUCGCCUACAGAGGUGCGAGAUACACAUGGUCAAGAGGGAGCAUCAGUGAACGACUUGAUCGUGCCUUAAGUAAUGAACGGUGGAGUCAACUUUUUCCUAAUGCUCAACUUUUUCACUGUACUAGGAUUGGAUCGGAUCAUUGUCCUCUGCUACUUUGUUUAAAAGCCAUCCCUGUGUUCCCUAGGAAACAGUUUCGCUAUGAGCUUAAAUGGCAGCAACACCGGGAAUAUGAAGGAGUGAUAGCUCAAGGCUGGGCAACAGAACGCCCUGGUUCUCCUCUCUAUUGCAUGUCCUCUAAACUUGCUCAUUGUAGAAAACAUUUGAUGCACUGGUGGAAACACACAGGAAGAAAUUCUCGUCUUGAGGUGGAGCGUUUACAGAAGGAACUUGAUCAAUUACAAUUAGAAGAACAAUCGGAAGCAAACUUAUCCCAACAAAGGCUGUUGAUUGAUGAAAUUAAUUCCCUAUGGCUACAGGAAGAAACACAUUGGUUUCAGAGAGCCCGCACCAGUUGGAUACUCCUGGGUGAUAGAAACUCCAAGUACUUUCAUGCCAUGGCCUCUCGACGACGACAGAACAAUUACAUUUUCCAGCUGAAGGAUGACCAAGGCACACUUCUGGAGGGGAUUGACUCUCUUUUGGAUCAUGCUUAUUCCCACUUUCAACAGGCCUAUGAUUCCCCAGAAACUUGUUCUUUUACUCAGAUUGAGGGGCUUAUCAAAUCGUUGGUGACUACAGAAAUGAAUGAAGACCUAUGUCGAGUUGUUUCGGAUGAAGAAAUAAGGGCCACAGUAUUCCAAAUGGGCGCUCUAAAAGCCCCCGGAGUUGAUGGUUUUCCAGGGUGUUUCUACCAACAUCACUGGGAUCUUGUUGGCAAUGAUGUUUGUAGGGCUGUGCAGCAUUUCUUUACAACUGGUUUCAUGCUUAGGGAGAUGAACAAGACAAAAAUUGUUCUUAUUCCUAAAGUCAAAAAUCCUAAGGUGAUUACACAAUAUCGUCCUAUAUCUCUUUGCAACUUCUCUUAUAAAGUUAUUGCUAAAAUUCUGGCUAAUCGACUCAAAGCAUAUCUCAAUGACCUGAUCUCUCCAUUUCAGUCUGCAUUUGUGCCUGGUAGGUCCAUACAUGACAACAUUAUCAUUGCACAGGAGGCUUUCCACGGCUUACACCUAAAAAAGUCAGGUAAGCAUGGUGUUAUUGCUUUAAAACUAGACAUUCGGAAAGCUUAUGAUAAUGUUAAUUGGAGUUGCUUGGAAUAUAUUAUGAGGGCUCAUGGGUUUUGCGAUAAAUGGAUCCAUAUGGUGAUGCAAUGUGUCUCAACUGUGUCAUAUACAGUGGGAAUCAAUGGCAACCAAACUCCUUUUUUCAGCCCUCGACGUGGACUUCGUCAAGGGGACCCAUUAUCCCCAUAUCUUUAUCUAUUCAUUGCUGACAUUUUAUCUCGGUUAUUAACGGCAGCCACUUCAGCAAAGCAACUUUCUGGCUAUAGGAUCCGAAGAUGGAGCCCUAUUAUUAGCCACCUUCUCUUUGCAGAUGACUCCUUAAUCUUUUGUCAGGCUACAACAGAGGAGAUAUGCCAAUUACAGUCCAUUCUGCAAGUCUAUGGAGAUGUGUCAGGCCAAAAAGUCAAUUUCUCUAAAUCUGCUGCCAGGUUCAGCUCCAACACUCCAACUGAGGAGUUUGUCAAGAUAUCAACAGAAUCAUCAGGGAAUUUUGGUGGGGCCAACAAGCUGAGGAAAGAAAAAUAUGCUGGGUCAGUUGGAGCCAACUCUCAAAAAGCAAGCAUAUGGGAGGUAUGGGCUUUAAAGAUCUAUACUGUUUUAACCUGGCAAUAUUCCUCCUUUUUGGCUGCUAGAAAGGGAAGUCACCCUUCUUGGAUUUGGUCAAGCAUUUUACGAGGAAGAGAUAUCAUCCAAAUCGGCAUGAGAUGGAAUGUCGGGAACGGUCAAAAUAUUCUGAUUUUUGAAGAUAGAUGGGUUCCCACUCUGCCAGGAUUUAUGGUGACCUCUCCUGAAACUCACUCUUUGUUUACUUAUGUUUGUGAACUACUUGAUGAUGGGGGAGAAUGGGAUAUUACAAAAUUAAAUCUUAGCUUCAGCAACCAAGAGUGCAGAGAAAUUCUCAAAAUCCCGACUGGUGCAUGCCCUGACUCUUUUAUCUGGCAUUAUGAUAAAGUUGGGAAAUUUUCAGUCAAAAGUGCUUAUUUCCUUGCAUAUAAUAUGACCCGUGAACCAGGAAUACAUGAAACCAAUAGGGACAUGACCAUUGGAGAGUGGAAACAAUUAUGGCGAUUGAAAAUUCCCCCCAAGGUUCGGGUUUUUUUGUGGAGAGCCAUACUAAAUUCUCUGCCCUCUUUGGAUAAUUUGGUAAAAAGGGGAGUGUUACAAGAGAUGAACUGCCCUAAUUGUCAGGGAGCUGAUGAGACCUUGAUGCAUCUCUUAUUUUUUUGCCCUCAAGUUGAACUAAUUUGGUUUGGCUCCACCUUGGGUCUUAACCCUCGGCAACUGCGGGUGAAUUGUUUUAGAGACUGGUGGAGGUUCAUUAAUGGUUUAGCAAAGCAAAUGGGUUUACCAUCUCUGGUUGAUCAAAGUGCAAUAAUCUGUUGGCAUCUAUGGAAGGCAAGAAAUGAGAAACACUUUGAACAUGUGGAUUUUAAUCCUCAUCAAAUCCUUGCUCGUAUCUCUGCUACGAUCCAUGACUACUCCUCUAGCAUGUCUAAAAACUUACCGCUUGCCCCGUCUAGGUCACGAGCUGAUGGGAAACAACAACAAUCCUCCUGGGUUAGACCUCCAACGGGCUUCCUUAAAGUCAAUGUUGAUGCCUCUUUCUCUCCCCAAACGGGUUGUGCUGCUCUAGCAAUGGUUGGGCGCAACUUUAAAGGUGAGAUUUAUGUUGGAGAAUCCUGGCUCGCUAUGGCAUCAUCACCGCUUAUGGCAGAGGCGGUUGCUUUAUGCAAAGCUGCUAAAUAUAUGGAAAGCAUGGGCGCCCAAAAUGUCUUGUUUGAAUCAGAUAACCAAAAUUUUAUCCAUAUUGCAAGCUCAUAAACCAAUCCCAUGGGAGAUUAAGUCAAUCAUCCUGGCCCUUAGAGAAAUCUCUCAUCGCCACCCGCAGUUCAUGUUUUCCUUUAUCCCACGAAAGGAUAAUAAGGUUGCAGAUUGGGUGGCUAAACAGUCACUUAAAGGGCAAUGCCCCUUUUUUUGGGCACAUAGACCUCCUAAUGUUCUGUUCUCCUUACUGCUACAGGAUGGUCUUUGUAAAUAAUGUACAUUAUUAUGAUAUACUAUAUAAAUUUCCUUUUCCUCA
This is a messenger RNA of Rubroshorea leprosula, 5608 nucleotides long. Lineage: Eukaryota; Viridiplantae; Streptophyta; Magnoliopsida; Malvales; Dipterocarpaceae. The record is from the annotation of a GenBank genome assembly.